CGAGACAACUACACACAUAACUUCUGCUUUACGGUUUAUCUACACAACCCGGCGGGGUUGUCUGCAGUGUUAACUCGAUGCAAGGUCAAAAACUGAUGCGGGGUAACUUUGUUGCCACGUUUUUUAUUCUUCAAGUUAUUUCGUCUUUGUAAGCGCUCGUCGCGUCACGUUAAUUCAAAUCAGUCAGACGCCGUUUUUGGAGAAAACGCUUUGAAAACAGUUAGGUCGGACGCGAAAACGACAACGUUUGAAUGCAUGCCAAACGAAAAUAUGUGCGUCGGUAUCACGCCGGGAUAGUUUUAUCGUAACUUCACAAUUCCCAAGGCGGUCGUUGCUCGGUACAAAGGCAGUCUCAUCACUUUGUUGUGGUCAAGUCAAAACUGCACAAUGGCCGCACGACACGCCGAUAAAUAGGUUAGAGGGGGGAAAAAAGCGGUACCUUAAAAAAUAUUGAGCUGUUUUUAUUGGUGCAUUAGUUAGUUUUGGGAGGUUUUUAAUUGCACCUCCCACUGUAGCGCGUACAGUAGUGUUUUAAAGCAGGGCAUGGAGUUCCUCUAUUGUGUGAGCAGAAACCUGUAAACAACAGCAAGCAUGGAUUCUGUGGAUAUUGGUGCAGUUACCUCCACGGGAGGUAAUAAACGGCGUGUCAACAAGAAGAAUAGAGAUUGGCACAAACGGCUCCACCUCAGGAAGACUGUCGUUCAGCAGCCCCCAACUAUGCAAAGUGAAGAUAAGCGUGGACCAAAGAAGAUAGCAAAGGCGUCGGAGCAAAGCACAGUGUGGCCUUCAUCAAAGAAGCCCCCCCCUGAAGCACAGCAGAGCCAGCACAGGACGAAUGACAGUGGGAAUACACUCAGGUUCACAUGCUCUCAGUGUAGGGACAACUUGGAGUAUGUUCCCAAAGACUUAGUGAGACACUUUGAGGAAAAACACAGAGGGAGCUCGCCAGUCUUUUCCUGUCAUAUGUGCACAUUUAGCACACACGAGUUCUCCUACCUUCAGGUUCAUCUAUUAAGCCACAUGGACACUUUUUCAAGUUGUAGCAUUUGCAAUGAUAAUAUUCAGCGCACAUGGUCUGAAUUCAGUGCACACCUGACUAUGUAUCACUGCCACAAUGGCAAGUAUUCAUGUGAAAUGUGUAAGAAAUUCUCCACAGGUGAUGUUGGAGUAUUUCUAGAGCACAUGUAUGCACAUAAGUUGGGCCUGGAAGGAGCGAAUGAUGAUUUAUCCCUGCACACAAAGGACAAUAAUAAGUUUGGGCUUAGAGCAACCACUCAAACUUUGCGUUGUCAGCACUGUGGCUUUGAGGCAUCUCAGAAAUUGUUGAUUACCAAGCACAUUAAAUCUGUCCACGUUUGCCCGAAUGGUAAUCAGAGGAAGAAGAAGAACAAGGAGGUUCAUUCCCUAGCAAUGAAACCAAAUGACCCAAUCCCAAAAAUUAAGCCUAGAUUAACGAGAAGUGCAGUUAGGGAAAUGUGUUGGUUGACACAGGACUGCCUUUCUCUGCCAGGGAGAGAAUUCCUAGAUAAAUACUGCCAUCUGUCAGAUCCACAAACAACACUAGAGGAGACUCAACAGUUUUUAAUGAAAUCUGUUGCUGGGGAAACCGGUGACCAGAAAUGGACCAAGGCUCUAAAAACUGUUUUGUCAAAUGUCCCUCAAGAUACGAAUCUUAACCCGAAGUCGGAGAACGGCAUCAUGUCGAACUCGUCAGAUCUUACUGUCCUGACGGUCAAGAACAAGAUAACUGUCGCUCAGAACAGCGCUGCUUACGCCAAAAAGAUGAAAAUGAUGACAUCGUCCGAUAAGGAAACUGUUUCCCCUGAAAGUUCUGCUGAUGAUGCUCGUUGCGUAGUCGACCAAAACGGAUGUCAAUCAAACUUUAAUGACCACACACCUUGUCCGCAGACUGAAACCAAACUACAUAAUGAUGUCUCCAUGCCAGCCCAGAAUGAGCCAUCUGAGUGCACUCAAAUGCAGGAAAACCGAGAAAAUCAGGAAUUCAAGACUGAUCAGGAAUUAGAAGAACUUGGUAAAAAGCAUGAGGAGCUUAUGCACGUGGAUGGAAUUAAUAUUUCAAGUGAGCUGAAGUUGACGAACGAGGGGGAAGAGCAGACAUCCAUUCGUAAAGUUGUACCAAAAAACAAGAGACGAACUCGACGACGAAGAAGAGCCAGAUCUAAAAAAGCGGAUAAAAGACUGGCCCUGAAGAUAGUGUUGAAGAAGAAUCCAGUGAAGGAGAAGCAGUGGGUAUCACAAAGCUCUUUGUCUCCGUCAGUAGGUGGUCCGACAGAUGAGUAUUGUGGACUGCCAAGCCCUUGUAUAACAUUGGAGAAGAUGCCGCAGAUUCUCCAAAACGCGCUGCUAACUGAAGCACACCAGGAAAAAUGGACCAAAGCUUCCAAUACUGACCUGCACGGCCCCUCUGAAGCCAUCACUUUAAUUCGGCAAUCAAACCCAGUAGAAGAACUGACCACCAUGUGUCCUGCGAAGCCAGGGUCUGCAAAUAUACACGGAAGCACGCCUGUCGUGCUCGAAAGCUUGCUGUCAACCCAUCAAGAAACGAGAGACGAUGCAGGGAAGUCACAGCACUUCUUAGAAACAGAAGCUGACGUGGGAGGUUCAGCUAGUACGACAGGCCAGUCAAAAUCGAUGGCUGCAGCUGUGACUGAAGUACAAGUGUGCCCCAAGAACGCACAACUCCACACAUCAGGCAGUGGCAUGGACGGCCAUAUGUCAGGCCAUGAGAUAAGUCUAGGCGUUGACGGAGCAACUCCUCAUAACAGUUACACCAAGUCUCCCCCUGUUUCCCAACCUGUUAUUACACCACAGGGUAAGAUAAACUCUACAGAUUUAAGCCAUGCGGUCUUCUCAGAGCAGAGUGUCGAGGGGAUGAGAGAUGGAGAAGUGCCUGCAGACUCCAGCCCAGAUCUAACCGAACUGCCUGCAGUGAAAGCCAUCCAACAGGAUCCCUCACCAGCCUCUGCGUAUCAGUGGCAGCCAGUCCCAAAAAACCUGGAGAGGACCCUGAAGUUAGUAGCCAUAAGCCCAUCUCAGUUGGUAAAGCGUCCAGCAGGAGACCAGCCCGUUGUGGUGCUAAAUCAUCCAGACGUUGACAUCCCAGAGGUCACCAGGAUCAUGGAGGUCAUCAACAGGUACAAAGGAGAGGUGCAGAAAGUCGUACUGUCACAGAGAACUAUGAACGCUCUCUCAGCCAUGAACGGUGAGGCUCCUACAACGGAUGACCCAACAGACGCCCAGACUGAUUCCACGGGUCACGGUCAAAACUCUGUACAGGAGAGGUUCAUGCUGAAAUUUAAACUUCGCAGGUUGAGCAGGAAAAAGUAUGAAAUAGUCGACGCAGUCUCUCCCAGCCGGGAUGCUGCGACUAAGUUUCGCUGCUGGUUUUGCGGCAGGGUCUUCGCAAGUCAGGAAAUGUGGAUGGUCCAUCGGCAGCGACAUCUGAUGGAGUGGAAAAGGCCAAACUGUGAAAACUCUUAAAUGUCGCCCACACUGGAUGAAAAAUAGUCUGGAAAGAAAUGACUUUUGAGUUUGUUGAGAUACAACAAAACUAUAAAGAAAACCAUGAUAGCCAGCCUCCUCCGUUUUUUUUUUUUUUUUUUAAGUCUUAAUUAUGAUUGGUUGAUUUUUGAGGAGAAUCACGUGAUUAUCAUGCUUCCUGGAGGGUUCAAAUUCUCAGGGUAAUUUCAGCAUUUACCUGUCGUCUCUUCCAGUUUGAAUAGCAUGACACAAACUCUUUGUAGAGUACUCGUAAAGCCACAUGGACGUGGCGGUGACCGUUCAGUUCUUUGUAUUGUUUGUGUUUUGUCUACGCAAUAUAGCUUUAUUUAAGGUGAUUCAAGUACACUGUCGUAUGGAAUCUUUUAUAGAACACUGUACUGUGUAUAUUUGCCAUACCAUCUGAAUUUUAUGAAUCAGUGUAUGUACGGGUAGGCUAUACACCGUGGUAGCUAUCAUAUUUAUGUUUCUGGAAUGGGACGCAGAGCCCCACAAGUUACUCAGAUAUACUUAAACUGUGUGUUGAAACAAAAAAAAAAGACAAUAAGCUGUUUUAUUCAACAUUUAUUUAUGACUCUUAGGUUUAGUCUUUUUAUGUUUUUCUUUGCUUUUUUCAGGCCGUUGAAAGAAUCAGUAUAUUUGUACAAACUCCAAAAUUCUGUUAAAAAAUAGUAUUAUCUGAGAGAGGUGUGUUUUCACGCAUUCGUUCAACCCUAAAGACACGAUUAAUUUAAAGAAGUAAACCUGUGUUUGGGACACCGGUGAAAUGCUCGCAUACUUUCUUUUUUAAAUCUGGAUUCAAAAGGCCUGCAUCAUCAUAUUCUUUUUUCUUUUCUUUGACUUGAAACGAUAAUCUUAUCUUUUAAUUGCACUAUGAAAAGAGGAUUUAUAUUUCCCGUUACCUCACCUUAUCAGGCCGAAGCCUUUGACAAUCUCAACCAGUGUCCUACUGUGGCGAAACAUUUCCUUAUGCAGCCGUGAUCCCUCAGUAUUCUCAGCAAGAGAUCACCGGCUUGAGUGUAUGUGCGUGUUUGUUUGUGUUAGUCAAGGACCAUUGGACAGAUCCACCUGUCUUGUAUACUGAUAUUGUGCAUGUAUACCUGUAUACCUUCUGGAGUGCACACUCACUAUGUACAUAUAUAUAUACUUUUUUUCAAUUUAGAUAAGAGAUUUAUAAUGUAAAUAGCCCUGAUAGAGGUACUGUAAAAUAUUACCUGAGAAUUUUCACCAAGUGCCUAGGAUUUUUUUGUUAUGCAACGAAUGUGCAUGAAUAUGAUAGCAUUACUUGUUGACCACAAAAUAAAUGAACCAGUGUGUCAGUUCCUGGUGGCAUUUGUGUGAUGACUGAAGAUGUGAGCUGAAUUAUGCAACAAAAGAAUUUUAUUAAAAGAAAAAAUACAACCUUGUAUUUUUUGGCUCCUCAAAGUAUUGCUGUCAUAAACAAAUUAUUUGUCUAUACGCUUCCUUUAGCUUCAGCAACACUGUCUCGUCCCUCGCAUUCAUUUUAAUACACUGUUUACUGACUGAGCAUUAAAAAAAAA
Molecule: messenger RNA, 5060 nt
Organism: Larimichthys crocea (large yellow croaker)
Lineage: Eukaryota; Metazoa; Chordata; Actinopteri; Sciaenidae
Gene: znf518a
Product: zinc finger protein 518A
Exons: 3
Coding region: 592-3501 (969 amino acids)
Source: RefSeq, a predicted model, not a curated record